AUGAAGUACUUCACGCUAUCAAUGAUAACUGCCUUGGCGGCGGCUUCGCCCAUUUCCUCGGCAGCUCAAUUCUCAGAGAAAGAGAUACAGGCGCGUCAGUUCGGUUUUGGCACAACCACUCGGAAUGAACUCGAGGAUGGCCGAGCUGGGGCAUGUCCAGAGGCAAUCUUCAUUUUUGCCAGGGCUUCCACUGAGAGUGGCAACAUGGGCGCUUCUACAGGCCCUGCAGUAGCCAGUGCUCUUGAGCGCAACUAUGGUGCCAGCAAUGUGUGGGUCCAAGGUGUUGGCGGUCCAUACUCGGCUGAUUUAGGCUCGAACGCACUGCCUGGCGGCACUUCCCAGGCUGCGAUUAAUGAAGCUGUGGGCCUGUUUGAACAAGCAAAUCAGAAAUGUCCCGACACUCCUAUCGUUGCUGGCGGCUACAGUCAGGGUACCGCCGUGAUCGCAGGUGCUAUUCCCAAACUCUCUACCACUAUUCGCAAUCAGGUCAAGGGUGUCGUGCUCUUCGGCUACACGCGAAAUCUCCAGAACCGUGGUGGCAUCUCUGACUACCCUAGCGAAGACCUGGAGGUAUACUGUGCUACCGGUGAUCUUGUAUGCGUUGGUACGCUUACUAUCACUGCCGCUCACUUCUCUUACUCGGAUGAGGCCGCUGGACCUGCGCCAAGGUUCUUGAUCGGCAAGAUUGAUGCGAACUGA
This is a messenger RNA of Alternaria ethzedia, 699 nucleotides long. RefSeq lists its product as uncharacterized. The coding region runs from base 1 to 699 and encodes 232 amino acids. The record is from RefSeq and is a predicted model, not a curated record. The transcript has 3 exons. Gene Ontology annotation, cellular component: extracellular region. Gene Ontology annotation, molecular function: cutinase activity. Gene Ontology annotation, biological process: carbohydrate catabolic process. NCBI's taxonomy places the organism in Eukaryota, Fungi, Ascomycota, Dothideomycetes, Pleosporales, Pleosporaceae.